CGCGUCUCCAGCGCACAUCACACCCUCGUGCUCGCCUCCACUGCACGUUCGGAACUGCUUGCCUAUAUGGAGAGCAGCAAUGGAUGCCUUUGUGAGGAGGCUCCCGGGCGUCGAAAAGGAGAAGGGAAAUGUGCCCGUCGCAAGCGGCGAAUCGUGUCUGGAUCGUCCUGCGAAGCGGCAGAAGAGACGGGAUGAAAUCAAGGACUCGGCAUCAGAGGGGUCCGGUGAAUUUUCCACGGAAGAGGACACGAGGGCGCAAGCCGAGGUCAGAGAAGAACUUGGCGGUGAUGACGAGUUUGCGAGGAACUCGCGGGCAACUGACGUGGAGAACGUCCUGCCACCGACAGAAACCGACGACACCGCAAUCGAGGAAUAUGAACUCCUCAAGUCUUCCCAGAUGAGCAGCGGCGCAGAGGCCGAUGAGGCUAUCGGUACGACCCGGCCUCUCUGGAUCAAGGGACGCAGCUCAAUAUACGUCGAUGCCUUCAAUCUGGCUCUCGAUACCGUACUCGAGGAGGAGUCACAGCUGUUUGACAGCAAGGAGUUGGCAGUGUUCAGUCAAUGGAAGACGCUUGGCUACGAGGCUCAGUAUCUAUACGUACGCCUGUUUCUGCGCAAAACUGCAGCUUGGCAUCGGACCAGCCGCCUGGGCUAUUAUGCAGACGUCUCUGACCCGGAGACGGCCAUAGAGUCACUUCAGAAUCCCAGAAUGCUACCACAAAGCGACGCUACAGAUGCUCACGACCUGAUACCCGGGCUCGAUCUUGAGGACUUCAGCUUAGGGGAGACAUACACAUUUGCGGAUUCCUCUCAAGAGCAGCUGACAUCGGUUGAAGAAGCCGCCUCUUUGCUCUAUCUCGAUGAGUUGAAAGCACUCGCGAAAAGCGCAAAGGUGCAGGGUCACAACAAGGCCGAUUUCAUCAAGGGCCUCUGCCGGAUGAGCCAGAAUCAAGCCGGAUUGAUGUCCCUGGGACUUAACAGGCAUACCAGCGGCGACUCGAACGCCUCUGAGGACUCGGACAGCGUCAAGGCUCUAGACCGGAAACAGGUUCGCAGAGAGGACUCGAACCGUGAACAGCACUUCCUGAACAAGAUUCUAGAUAUUCUCGGUCCGUGCAUUCGCCUAUCCCCUCUCGUGUUCAAGCUUUUCGAGCGAGUCCACCUCGUUUUCUAUCGGUCGACGGAGUGGACAGAGAAGUCUCUCACGACCAUCAUCCUGGCCAAAAUUGCGAGGAGAAACUUUCCGGAGUAUAUUGUCUGCCGGACCUCAACCAUCUUUGCUUCACGAGAUCAUCUUCUGGAGUUUGAGGCUGCAAUACGACUAGAAGCCGAAGUGGAUAACAUAUUAGAGUUUAACGGGCCCCCAACCGAGGCUGGCUUUCAGAGAAUCAUCGACAUAUUCGACAAGGUGUACCCUCGGUGGCAGGCAUAUGUCGUCGAGGAGCACGAUAAAGAAAGGACUGUGUACGAGAUGGGCGAGGGUGCGUACCUUCGUAGGUUCAACCCGGCUCACUCGUACACAAGAAUUAUUCUCAAGGCCAUGUACGUGCUGGGUCGACGGAAGGAACAUACUCGAGAGUAUGAAUUGCUCAACGAGUUGCUCGACCAAAGGCUCUUUCACCUUGCCCGACGUGGGGCUUGGUAUCAGCGCAAGGCUCUCUUAGAGGAGCACUACAUGGCACAGCUCGACGACAACGGCGCAUCGAAGAGCGCAGAUCAUUUGAAGAGGCAUUGGAAACACAUAGCGGUCGCCACAUGCGAAGCUGGUUUACAAGACCCCGACUGUCACCUUAUACAUCACUAUGACCUACAAAAGCGCCUGGUCAAACUGGAGAAGAAGCUACACAUACCGAGGCGACUGCAACACGACUUUGGCCAUGUUCGCCUCGCAGAGCCCAUAGACAUCACCGUCGAGGGCAUCCAGCUGAAGCGAGACGUGGCCCCGAAACCGGGGGCUCUCGCCGCGUCGACCAAAACGAUUUGGCUGGACGAGCUCGAUACCGACGGUGAAUGCAGCGUGGAGGACAUGUGCCUGAGCCACUUCCGAGCUGAAGGCUGGAAGGGCUACCACGCCGAGGGGGGCAUUAUUCGCACUCUCUUCGCGUAUCUCUUCUACGACAUACUAUUCCUCUACAUACCGAACGUGUUCCAGACAGCAUAUCAGACAUGCCCGCUCGAUCUACACACGGACGCGUUCUUCCCCGCGCGAGCGUCAGAAAUCAACCACCGCCUUGUCGAGAUCGCCAACGGAGAGGGCGAGCGUCUACUGCGCGACGUGUGGGAGAGGGAGCACGAGAAGAGAACAGCGACAGUAGGCCUCAAUUGGGACUUUGCCGUGGAGGACAUGGCUGAGCUUGUGCGGUGCUUUGAAGGGAGCGCCCUGGCGGCCAUCUGCAAGGUCAUGGCGCAGGAGUACAAGCACCGCGGCGGGGGCGUGCCGGAUCUGCUCCUCUGGCGACCUGCAGACGGCCGCGCCAUCGACAACCAUGGCGGCGAGAGUACGCCGCGACUCUCGCGCGGGAAGAGCUUAUUACGCGAUACAGCACCGGGGGCGCCGAGGGGCGAAGUCAUGUUCGCCGAGGUGAAGAGCGCCAAUGACCGGCUGAGUGACACUCAGCGACUUUGGAUCCACGUUCUCACGGGCGCCGGGGUCAAGGUUGCGCUCUGCAAUGCUGUCGCCAAGGAGGUGAGAGAUGUGGUUUAGCGAAUUCCUUGCUCAUAUCGGUCUCUUGGGAAAGCUGCAGCGUGCUCGGCGAGCCCGUCUGACCCCCCCCGCCGAGCUGGAGAGGCUGUGUCGCUGCGGAGCCGUUCGACGGAGGAUGCCGCGUCGCAUGUGGUGUGGACCUCGCAUACGAGUUGCUUUGGACCGACGAGUUUACAAGUGCGCUUCACGGAGAGAAUGCAGUAGCGUUCUGCAGCGGUCGCUGCAUCCUGCGUCCCGGGGCGGCCUGAUUCGUAUCGAUAUUGCCACGGCAAGGUUUGGAAGCGCCCGAUAAUUUCACACUGCUGCAACUGCGAUCCGGAGCACAAAGGGAGAUUUGACCGAGAUCCCUGGCCUUGUCCAGUCCAGACGGACCAGGUUGCAAUAGGGGAAAAGAAAAGAAAAAGAGAACAUGCCACGCACGACUGAGAGAUGGUCUCCCCGUCUCGCGAAUUGCAACACCCGCCUGAAUGCCGACGGGGUCGUGGGAGCUGACACCUCUCUCUCUGCCUGGUCGACAAAUACACGCACGACUUGGCGGCUCUCGACACCAAAAUUAGAACCUGUCGAAGAAGAUUCGAUGGCAGGUCGGAAACAGGAUCAGUGGGCCCUUGCCAUGAACACGCGAGAUUUGAAGCCCGUUUUGGUAACAAGGGGCCGCUCCGCGAGAUGAAACGCCCCGACAAUCUCAUGGAGAUGAGAUGGGCCCGCGUUUCACGGCGUCGAGACCGGGGUACGUACUAAUCAACUCCAUCCAUCCGUGUCGGUGAAUAGUACGGAGUACUACGCCAAGAGGUUACGGGCCCAUCUGUGACAUCUCCCGGGACAUGGGACUGAGAUGAGAUGGUCAAAUCACUGCAGGACAUAGUACUCUUCAUACGCUAUAAACGUCAUGUUAUAGCCCCAAGGCACCGACUGCCGUGUCAUCACACGUCGUCUGGGCCGCACAACAGGCCAUUUCCAAGACGGUUUCUUCUUGCGCACUUCAGUGUAGCAACGAGCCCCGUCCUGACCCUCCCGCGCGAGUCCCCCAUCCAUGCGACGGAGGCGCGAGGAUGGGGAAAAGGGGGCGGGGGGGGCUCGUGCCUAAACGGAUAGAGAAGCUGAGGGUGCGGUGUCGGUGCCAUGCGGCCGCAACGCCGUGACGAGAGAGUGCCAGGAUGCAAGAGCCAGUUGCCGGCAUAAGACGGACUGUUUGUGGUGAACGCCUCGUGAGGUCCAAGGCGACCGGGGGUGGACUCGGUUCGGUUGGAACGGGGGCCCGAGUCGUCCUGGUGCGUCGACGAAGAAGCCACAGGUUCGUCUCCUUCGCCCCCCCCGCCCCUUCGAGUUUGUGACGGUCGGUCGAGCAGGAGGGAACGAGAGUGCCGUGCCAUGUGCUGCCUAGUGCGGUCAGUGGACGCGGAUCGUCCGUCACUGGAAGCAGGACGGGAACAGGUGGCGCUGGCAAGCGUUGCCGCAAGGAGGACUUGGCGAUGUGAUCACAAUGGGACCAGACGACCUGCCUGACCGGGGGGGAAGGAUGAGCAAAAGCGGUUGUGUGCUCCAUGGUGCUUUGCCUCGGUUCUCUGUCAACCAGCCGUCGAUUGCCGGGCUGGACGACGUCAACAAAGUCCUGGGCAAUCAUGACCCAUGGCAUGAACGGCAGGGCCCGAUUCUCUGCUUCGCCUCCCCGAGGACCUCUCAGUCCAACCAUUCCAUUGCCUUUGCCUCGUGGCACUGCCCGGUCAGCAAUGGAAGCCCGCGUCAGAAGCACCCGAAGGCGCAGGCAUCAAAAGUCUGCCCUCCAGCGGACGACGACAUUGGCUUGGCCGCUCGGCAGUGAUGGAGAGAGAAACACCACGGCGCUUAAGCAACGACAAGAAGGCUAGGGCGUCGACGCGCAUGGCCAAUCACCACGUCGCGGCGAACAUGGUGCGUGACGAUUUCGCGGGCGGUACGCACCUAAGCGCCGCGACGGGCGGGGCGCGUGGUGGUGCCCCGCCAGCCCGCCAGGGGGGGAAAGGAAUCCAUCACCUUUCAGAAGGCCCCCCCCGCCUGCUUUCCAGGCUGCCCUUCGCGGGGACCAGGGUGCUGGGACGCCAACCAGCGCGCCACAAGGGG
Molecule: messenger RNA, 4804 nt
Organism: Purpureocillium takamizusanense
Lineage: Eukaryota; Fungi; Ascomycota; Sordariomycetes; Hypocreales; Ophiocordycipitaceae
Product: Phosphodiesterase I
Exons: 3
Coding region: 80-2704 (874 amino acids)
Biological process (GO): interstrand cross-link repair
Cellular component (GO): nucleus
Molecular function (GO): 5'-flap endonuclease activity; 5'-3' exonuclease activity; flap-structured DNA binding
Source: RefSeq, a predicted model, not a curated record